CUCUCGUCGUCCACCGUCACGCUUGUACUUGCAUCGUAUUUCUUGUCCUAAACCUGUCACAGCAGCUAGUUAGCAUGCCACCGAAGAAAGUCAAACGAUCGGACGGCUUAACUACGGGUGACACACUGGCAGAUUCGGGGGCACUUGGUAAUGUUGGCGGUAGAGCUACCCACGGACGCGGGCGGGGCGGCCUCAAAGAUAUGCUGAACAUGCCCACUGACAUCAUUCAUGAGAUUGUGCGACAUCUCCACCCGCGAGACUUGCUGGGUCUCUCGUGGUCCUCGAAAGCACUUCACGCCUUCCUGAUGAGAAAGAGCUCCGUAUGUAUCUGGAAAGAGUCACUGAAGAAUUCAGAAGACCUACCACCGUGCCCGGAACAGCUAAUCGAGCCUGCUUGGUUCGCUUUGCUCUUCUCGACCUCUUGCACGGCAUGUGGAACAGGCAACUCAGCGGAACCCCUCUGGGAGUUCUACGCACGCUUCUGCGAAUCUUGCCAAGACACGAUGACUUUAAAGGUCCCGUCAGGGCAUACGUCAGUGUUUGGGGACAAAUGGGUCAUAUACAAAGAAAUUCCAACCAACAUGUUCAACAAAGUUUGCGUAGCCAAAGACGACGUCGCUGUAUAUCUGAAGUCUCAGCUGGACGAGCUCAUUGAGACCUGGGAGAAGUUAUCGAAAUGUAAUGACCACGAGAAGCUGGCCAUGUUCAUUGGUACGCAGAUCUUGCAAGUGCGGGCGAUAGCGAAGCAUGCGUCUAUCUGUGCUAAUUGGGCCAAGAGAGAAGUUGAAUCGCGCGACGAUGCGCUUUCGAGGGAACGCUUUGCAGAAAUCGUCUCUCGGCUGCACGCACUUGGUUGGGGCCCCGAGCUUUCGUUUCUCGAACGCCAUCAUUACAGAGCAUUAGUCGCACAUGAGCAGGUCUGGGUGCCCAAAAAGCUCACCGAUCGCGUCUGGAACAAUAUGCGUGGGGAGAUGGUUCAGAUAGUGCAGAACAUCCGCGACGCGUUCCCUGAGCUCGAUUUCACGGAAAGGCUGCAUGGACGUUCCACUGCUCUGUAUAGUGCGCUAGAAGAGCUCGUGGAGUGUCCCGAGGCACAGGCCGACGAGUUGAGCCACACAGACAUCGCGCUCAUGCCGGAGGUCCGUGAAAUAAUGUGCGCGCCUGAGGGUGUAGAGGUCAACCGAGACACCUUUAUUGCUUUGCGGAAACACAUGGGCGCGAUGGUGGAAGGGCGGAGAUCGCGUGUGCACGACGACCUUCGCGCGCUGCUCACGCGACAGAGAGGUGCGAGCGAGGCCUCGAGCGAAUCAGGCUCAGGAACGGGCGUGGACCCGUUGGACCUCGCAACGACGAUGUUCCGCUCCCCAUACAGGCCAGGGAUUCAGAGACAGUCGGACGCAUACUGUGCUUUUAUUGCCCAGGCGGCGUGGUAUUACUCCGACCAACUCUUCUUCCAUGUUGAUCUCUGCAUCGUACACAAGCCGUCGGAAGAAGCCCUCAAACUCAUACAGCUUUGUGGCAAGGACCCGAAGACAGUGACAGUGAAGGAAAUGGACGCACUGGAUGUCAGAUUCGUGGUAGACGAUAAGACCAUCAUGACCUGGCGUGCCGCUAUGUCACAUCAAGAUGCCAGACGGUGGCGCGAGGUUUCCCAAGCUAAAGAGUGCGAACGAGAAAUCGCAAGCCAUAGCGUCAAGGAUCCUACCUCGCAAUGCGAAUAUCUGACGCUCGCUCCUUACAGCCCUGCAGCGAAUGGUAUCUAUGAGGUCGAGUUGCAGCUCAGGGAGAAUGAUC
Fomitopsis serialis is the source of this 1794-nucleotide messenger RNA. RefSeq lists its product as uncharacterized. NCBI's taxonomy places the organism in Eukaryota, Fungi, Basidiomycota, Agaricomycetes, Polyporales, Fomitopsidaceae. The transcript is spliced from 13 exons. Gene Ontology annotation, molecular function: protein binding. The record is from RefSeq and is a predicted model, not a curated record. The annotation marks the transcript as partial.